AUGGCGGGCCCCCGACGCCACCAACCGCCACUUCCGGCCUCCGCCCCGGAGCUGACCAGACGGUUUCCGUUGCCGGGCGGCCGCGCGUGCGCGCCGCGGCGCUGGCGUCGCUGCGGCGGCGGGGCGGUAGGGAACGCGAUGAGAGAAGCAGGAAUCGGGAGGCUCCUGGCUGCCAACCUCCUCCGUGGCUUUUCAGUUAUUCUGACAGCGGUUGUGCCGGCUUUCUUCUGGGAAGGAUUCACGGUUUUGGGAACACACCUCACGUGGCUGUGUGUUUGUUCUGUUUCUGUUAGUACCCUUAAUAUAAUCUUGCACUUAGUCCUUAAACCAAAUCAGUCUUCUAAGAGAAGUUCAUUUGCUCAUAAGAUAUCCAGAUUUCUAAAAUGCUGUAUGUACUUUUUCAUGUCUUGCAUACUAUUUCAUGCGAUUAUUGUUCUUUAUGGAGCACCUCUCAUAGAGUCAGUGACUGAGACGUUUUUGUUUGCUGUUCUUCUGUCUACCUUUACUACUUUACAAUGCUUGUGUAUGCUGGGACCAAACAUACAAGCGUGGAUACGGGUAUUUAGUAAAAAUGGAGCUACAUCCAUCUGGGAAAGCAGUCUACAGAUUACUACCAUAUGCAGUAUACUGGGAGCUUGGUUUGGAGCAUUUCCUAUUCCUCUUGAUUGGGAUCGGCCUUGGCAGCUGCCAUUGAUGAGAGUCAGAUUUGAGAGGUCAGAGAUUCAUGUGUUAACUGAGACAGCCUGAAACUUAUCUAAGGUAACACUUAUUUUUAAAAAGAAAAAAUGAAUGUUUUGGAAGACAGAGGCAUAUUUAACAUUAAAAGUUAUGUAACUAUUUGAGAACCAUGUUCCAAGUUGCAGUUAGGUAAAAGAAUAUACAACAAUCAUCAGAGAUUCUUUUAAUCGUACCAACAAUCGUGUACUAUACACAAAAUACGAAAAGAUACAGGGUCAGUGGGUCAUUUGGGAUAUUGACUCUCUAGUUAAGAGAACAUGAAAAAAUUCAGAGUCCAGCAUCUACCCAUGUUUCUGAAAAGCAAACAGGCAACUACAGAUUCACCUAAUGUAGGUAUCAUUUAAUGAAGGAUCCUUGUUCACUCAGAGAAUUGGAUGUAAAAAGACCACUGUGUUAUGAAGCCUCUGUCCAUAGCUUUGUGGAUACUGGAGUGGUAUUUGACUUCGCUAGUGGAUAAGAAAGUACAACUCCUGUUCCAACUGAACAUUACUGACUGAGCAGCUGGGCUUGCACAUGGUUUUUUUUUAUUGUUUUGUCCUUUAGACAUAUGUAAUAAGUAAAAUGCUAGAAAUAACUUAAUUACAUUUAAUCUAAAAGUUGAAAAGAUCCACCUGAAGCAUAAGUUUAGCCAAGGCCACAAUCUCAUGUGAGUUUUAAAUAUACAUAAUAUCUUACCAUGCCAAAGCAUCUCAAGGCUUUAUAUAGAAGAUCUACAAUACUGCUGUUGAAUGAAUGAAAACAAGCAGUCUUUGGUUUGAGAGGCAACAGCCAAAAUAUCCAGCAAGAAAACAAGUAGCAGAGACAGAAUGUCCAGAAUGGAAGAAUGAAACAAGGUCAGUAAAGAGUACCUAAGGCACCUUGUUUAUAGUCAUCUUUGCUACACUCCUUAAGACCUCCAAAUAAUAUAUAAAACUGCAAAUGCUAAGGAAUGUGAGGAUGAAACAGCAGAGGACAAAAUACACUACUCUUAUUCCUAGUUAAAAUUCCCAUGAUCAAAGGAUGUGAAUAAAUAAAAUUUUCCAAGUGUGUAAUGAAGUAAUGCGAAGAAUCCGAGCUAGGAAAACAAAUGGAGGAACCAGUACCAUUAAGAAUAAGUUAAUUUGAUAUUCAUUAAUUGCAAGUCAAAAUGAAAUAGAAAAGGCUGGACACUGAGAUGUGGGUAUUUUCUUUAACAUCUAGUGCAUUCUUCAGUCUCAAGUACUAUAGAGAGUGGAAAUACCCCUCUUAAUUUAAAAACUAAAAAAAUAGAAGUGCAGUCUGUACUUGCUUCAGAAAUGUGCACUGUACAGCCAGAAGUGCAAAAUUGUCCUUGCAAAAAAAGCCAACAAACCAACCAUGCAAAGGAGAAUUUUUAAGAUGGAUGAGAAUUCAGUUUAUUCUACAAUAGUUUUUAAUCACCAACUUAGUUGAGACUUUCAUCAAACACAGUAUGUAGUUGACUAGUAAUAUAAGGUCUAUCUCUGGACAGACUUACUAAGUUUUAUUUUGCCCACUCCUCUCCAAAUCAAUACCAAUUUAAAAAAAUUAAAAAGGGACUGGGGGGAGAAUCCCAUUACUCCUUUGCCUCAAUACUACAUGGUUUGUGAAAGUGAGUCAACUGCAUUGAGUCUGUUCCCUGUUCUUAUACUAGGAAAUAGAGCUUACCAUUAAAGUUCUCUUUAACAUAACUGGCUUACUAUAUGUUUGCUGAACUGGGUGCAAGAUAUUCAGUAAGUUUCCGAAUGUAUUUUCCCUCCCUACUGCUAGACAGAGAGAAAUUAAUCCCUUUUCAAGACAAAAAGAGAAAGAAAACCCUCUAUCCAUCUCAGUCUCUGGCCUUAUUUGAAUAUUAUUUAAUUUAUGCACACCACUAAAAGUUUGAGAAUGCUAUAAAAGAUUGGCAGGAGAGAUCACAGAGGAAUCUGUAGGUUUUCAAAUGUGUGCAGCAGAACAAGAAGUUAG
Molecule: messenger RNA, 2679 nt
Organism: Apus apus (common swift)
Lineage: Eukaryota; Metazoa; Chordata; Aves; Apodiformes; Apodidae
Gene: PIGF
Product: phosphatidylinositol glycan anchor biosynthesis class F
Exons: 6
Coding region: 1-747 (248 amino acids)
Biological process (GO): GPI anchor biosynthetic process
Cellular component (GO): endoplasmic reticulum membrane
Source: RefSeq, a predicted model, not a curated record